Molecule: messenger RNA, 4692 nt
Organism: Cyclospora cayetanensis
Lineage: Eukaryota; Apicomplexa; Conoidasida; Eucoccidiorida; Eimeriidae
Exons: 13
Source: RefSeq, a predicted model, not a curated record
AUGACUGAAGGUUUUGCUUUUGCCUGUAUUCCCGGUUCGUUUACAGCUGCAGGCUCGCAAGCAGCGCCGCCCGCCUCUGCUGUCGAUAGCGCUUCAUAUUUCUUUUCUUUUGAGGCUUUUGACACGGGAAGUGUGCCUUUGUGCGAAUGCACGGGGAUCAAAGUCAAGGAGUUUCAGUCCGGCGGUCAGUGCGACUUGGGGUUUUCGGUGGGGUUCUCCAAAUUCUGCUUCAUCCCGCCGUCUCACUGCGCUACCGUGAAUCCAAUGGAGAGUGCAACAGUCCCUGCUGACGCGUGGUGGGGAGCCGCCAAGACGGGGGAAGAGAGGAGCAACAUCGAGAAGGUGGCUAAACUCCUUGAGCAGGCACCUCAGCCAGCGCAAGCGCCUGCGUGCCACUGCUGGACCCUCGGAGACUUCAUGGUGGCACCCUGCGCUCACCAAGGGUACUCCCGGGGUGGGAACAGCCCUCCUCGCUUCGUUGCCUCUCUCGAAGACUUGUCUCUAGAGAGUCUUUGGGAAGCGCAUGAUGGCAUCCUGCAUGCAGAAAGGCAAGCCUCAGAGGUGCAGGACGCAAUCCAGCCGCCCUCUCGCAUGCAAGCGAACGGUGCUGCGACUAACCACCUGCAGAAGGACCAGACACACGAACUCGCAGCUGGUGAGGGAGGGCCUCAUUGCCACAGGAGCUGUGCCGGCUGUCUAGACUCUGGGCGUGACCGCUGCCUUUCUUGCGUUAAUCAGCUUCCCUACCCUUACAUCCCUCCCCCCACUCCCCAGUUGCCUUUAGACUCCGCCGGUGCGCGUGAGGAGGCCCCCGACAGCGGGGGCCCCCCUCUCGCUCCUGCGCCGCAGUAUCACGCACUUGUAGCGGUCCACCAAGACGGCAGUGGAUACUGCAUCCCCUUGGCGUUCGCUAGUGACGCAUCUGCAGAUCCAGGCGACGCCUGCAUGCGUCCCAGCUCGGCGUGCACGACAGCGGACGGCGAGGGCUCCGGCAGCAGGCACACUCGCGACAGACACUGCCACCCCUCAUGCGCCGUCUGCCGGGCAGACUGCUGCACGGAGAAGUCUGAUAACUGCCUGUCUUGCAAGGGGAAGCGUUGGGCAUUUCACCCAAUCUACAGGGAUGGAACUGGGCAUUGCGUAGACCUUCGCCCUCUCGAGAGUCAAGAGGAUCUCGUUCCUCGGGAGGGAGAGGAAGAAACAGCCGAGGCAGAACACUCCUUAGGAGUCCAAUCGCCAGAAACAAGCACCUUUGCUGCUAUAUUCCAGUCUGUUCUCAGCAGUAUUUUUUCUGUACCUAAUGUGUCAGACGCAGCAAACGCUGCAGAACAUGCGUCCUCUCCGAAGGCAGGCAGUAGUCGGAAGGGUCCUUCCUUUCUGCCAGACCGCUCAGUGUGUGAAUUUUUGCCACGAAAAAUCCAGGAUCUGCCUCUCCGUGCGUGGUCCCAGCUCGUCUUUGUGCAUGCAGACAACAACCUUGAAGAGUCUGCGCUUCUGGAUAUGGAGGAAAUGCUGCAUCCGUGGAGAGGCGAAAUAGUGAAUAGACAAGCCCGAACGGCUGCAAGGGGGCCGGGAACAUCCUCUUUCCCGGUAGGCGGCUCUGCACUCCCCGGAUCAGUGGGUCAGGAGGCCCUUGAAGACUUGUACUUGGUGGUACUGAUUGACAGGAGCAACCAGUCAACGACCACCGACAUGAAUACCGUCCACGCGUGCCCCGAGCUGGAGUACUCCUCACUAGGCGAAGGAGUCAAGCAACUCCCAGGAUCGAGCGAAGUCGAACUGAGCGCACAAAUGGCGUUUGAGCUGCUCCGUAUCCACCUUCGAAACGGACGCCGUGAAUGGCUCCUUCUCCGCAGUCUUGGAGAGGUAGACAUGAACGAUCCGUCAGUAUUGGAGAAUGCAGUAACGCGCUUGUUGGAUAUAUUUCCCUCACGGCACUACGCUGCGAUUCUUUGGAAUCAUGGCUCUGCGUGGGUCGGCUUUGGAGAUGACGACAGCAAUCCGAACAGCCAGCCCAUGAGCAUUCAUGAAAUAGCGCUUGGCCUAAAGAAAUCAAUGGACCCAACAACUCUGACCCGCAAACCGCCCCCACCCUACAGGGUGGCUACAGCGUUUGAGUACGGCACGCGAUUCGUUACCAGUUACGGACUGCACCCCCCGUCCUCGAAUGCACUGACUCUGGCGCUCAUUGAGGUGCGCGGUUUCAACGAAUUCAAGCAAAAAUUCGAAGAACUUCUAGAGGGUCUGUAUUCAUGCGGAGGGAGUAACAUAACGCGCCGCGUGAGACGGGCGCUUGCGCAGACGUUCAGCAUUCGGGGGUGCCGCAUGUUGGGCCUCUGCAGCUGCUACGACUUGAACGAUUUCCUAGCCAACCUCCUGCAGCAGUUUGCCAGCGAUCAGAGCGAACUAGGGAGGACGGAUGUGCAGCCUUACAUGCAUGAACACGAAGCCAGAGGGGUUCAAAGCGCCAGCGCGAUGGAAGCGUUGCUGCGCUUUCCGGGGACGGAUGGUCCCCAGCCAACACAGCCAGGCCUGCACACAUACACCAUAGACAGUAUUGGAGCUGCACGCAGAGCACUAACCGAAAAAGUCAUUGCAGCAAGAGUCCUCUUCAGGAAAAUGAUCGUGGCAGAGGUCGGCAGCAGGGAACCUGGCAGAUACGGCGGAUUGAGCAUUUACUUCCCUGACCCGAACAUGGCAGUGACGUGCAAGGCACAAAGAAGUGCAGCUAGUUGGGCGCGUCGGUAUACCCAUUUGAUUCGCACAAAGUUUUCUUCCUUUGUUGUGUCGGUCCUGUCGAAUCGAAAGGGCAGCGUGUGCUACGCGCCGUGGGGAAGCGCUGGCGAACCUGGAAGUUCCUUUCCCAGCUCUUUGCCUGAAGCAGAUUCGGAGGCAGAGCAAUGGUUUGGCAUACUCUGCAGCAGACUCGUCCAGCCCUUCUCGAACGAGCACUCAGACGCUGCCGUCGGGAUAUCCGCUGUUCUCCCUUCCACAGUGGUGUCAGCCCUUAUGUUCAGAGGCUUUGCGACUGAAGCGGCGAUUCCAGGGGGGGGGAAGAAGGCAACCGAAAUCAUUGUAACAAGCACUGUGCAGGCUACAAUGACGGAUGCGGAGGUUAAAGGGCCGCUGGCAUUUGCGCAUGCCGCUACGCCUUCUGCGGAGUCGCAGGGGGGGGGAAGCAACGCAGCUUCGACAUCCCCCCCCAGCAGCACAGCGCAGCCUUCCCCUGCGGCAAAGCUGCGCAAUUUCACAGUCGUUCAGGGGUGGUGGAGUUCCCACGUGUGGACGCUGAGGCAGCAGCUGCAUCUUGACGAUCCUUUGAAGGACCCUCGACUCGAGAGCUCCCACGCCAGCCGCUCAGGAAACCCCGAAACUUCCACGAUGGAAGCGCUCUUGGUUGCCUUGCAAGAUGGUCUUGCAUCGUCGAGAGCCGGAUCGGGGAAGGUGAGGAAAAGCACCUCUGUGAUGCGUGCUUGGCAGGAAACGACAUUCAGCUUUCCCUUUCUGUUCUUCGCAAACGCCGUGGAAGCCGAGUGCCUGGAAGAUGGGGUGUUGCACACGGAGGAUCUGAGGGGGGGGCAGAGUGCUCUUGGCAGGCGGGGUGCUCCGUCUGGAGGGAUUGCAGGGGAGUUUUCCUCAGUCCUGCCCACGCGCAAGCUGCAGGCAGUCGAAGACAAGGCUGCAGCUUCAGACUCUGUCUUCUUCAGCGUGGCUUCAGACGCAGCGCAUGUUGGUGGCAGGCGUGUCUUAUCGUCAACGGUGCUGCUUCCACUGAGGGAGACUACGGAGAGCUUCGAGAACGACCUUGGCGAUGGGUUUCGUCCUGCCUCGAGUGCAGCAGCAGCAACAGAACUUGGACUGCUGAACAGUCUCGCACAUACUGCCCGCAGGCUGACUGAGCCUCCAGACGAGGCACAGAGGGAAGCGCGUCUCCCUGGCACUGCCUCCCCUGCCCGCCGCCUCUUUACCGCGAGAGCAGGCACCUCGCCUUGGCUUCUCCAUGAGCGUCUUGGUCCUCAGCCUAAGAGGCCUCGUGAUGUGAACUCCCAAUGUGGCAUGCGCGCAUUUCUCUUGACUGAAUGGAAUUCCAAGACAAACGCUGCUUCUGAACCUGUCUUGUACGUGAUCAAGAAUGAAGUCGCUACUGAGUGGCCUCGCGCACAUGGAGGCCUUUUAUUGCCAAUACAGCACCGGCUCAGGAAGCUUAGUGUUCCCCAGCAAGCGUUCCAGGUUGAGCUUCCAAGCAGUCGUUCCGACUGUGGAGGAUCCCCUGCUGGCAUAUUAAGAGGCAUCCUAGAGUCUGAGUUUAUGGCUGCGCAAAACGGGGAGCAAGCGGAUCCGUCGAUAUACUUCCGCAGUCGAAAUUCUGACAGGGCGAAGACACCUCCCGAACAAGGUUCUGACAGCUUGCAAGGUGCCAGACGCUCGUCCACUCUUUGGACGCGACGCAUGCAUGCGUUUCCCAGCGCCUCGAGGGGGCAACUGCCAAGUCGUCAAGCUACGCCAGUAGACUCCUCGGCGAUCGUGCUCGAGGAGACCCUUGCGGAUGUUACUUUCGUCUGGAAUGUGGACUCUGACUUAGGGAGGCUCGCGCUUCAGCGAACGACCAUUUCACAGUUUCUGCGUGAGCGCCAGGCGAAGAAGGGCAGGGCAUUCGAGCAGCAAACUCUUCGCAGCGGCAGCACUGAACGC